Rhizophagus irregularis DAOM 181602=DAOM 197198 is the source of this 1665-nucleotide messenger RNA. RefSeq lists its product as uncharacterized. Gene Ontology annotation, molecular function: ubiquitin binding. NCBI's taxonomy places the organism in Eukaryota, Fungi, Glomeromycota, Glomeromycetes, Glomerales, Glomeraceae. Gene Ontology annotation, cellular component: nucleus. The record is from RefSeq and is a predicted model, not a curated record. Gene Ontology annotation, biological process: proteasome-mediated ubiquitin-dependent protein catabolic process.
GCAUGUACAACUGGAAGAACCACUUCUUAUUAAUUAACCCUCAAAGAAAGAUUUGUAAAAAAAAUGACCCCCGAAGACAAAAUAGAAGAUUUCUGUAAUGUCACAAACGCGAAUAGACUAGCCGCAGCAAACUAUUUGGAGCUGUCUGGCGGAGACGUUGCGCAAGCUGUUUCUCUUUACUUAGAGAUGGGUGGACAAGAUCUUUCUGAAGUUGUAAAUACUAGUACUGCUACAAAUUUUCAACAGUCCACAUCAGCAACUCCCGCAGACGCUGAAAGAAGAAGUUUAAUCGAUUCAGAUGCAGAGCUAGCGAGGGCGCUUGCUCAACAAGAUAGCCCUACGAUUCGAGCUCCCAUCGCGCCCAAACGCGAAAUUCUCGUUGGUGGUGAUCAAAAUGACCAUGUCGGUCUUGAUGGCGGAAUGAUUAGGAGAGGUGUACCACGCAGUAAUCGUUCACGUGAUAGUAAUUUUCAGACCCAGACUUUCGCAGGCAAUGCUUUACCUCAUCGAAUGGGGCCUUCUGAGGCUACUAGCUUGGUUGACUUAUUCAGUCCGCCUUUCGAUAUCAUAAACAAAGAAAACUUUGAAGGGACACGGAAAAGAGCGAAAAUUGAGAACAAAUGGGUAAUGGUUGACAUCCAAAAUAUAAAAGAAUUUGCUUGUCAGGUGCUCAAUCGCGAUUUAUGGCCCAAUAAUGCGGUUAAAGAAGUUAUUAGAGCUGACUUUCUUUUCCUUCAAUUUAAUUCAGAAAGUCCCGAAGGACGACAAUAUAUAAAUUACUAUCCUAUUGACAGUUAUCCACAUAUCGCAAUUAUAGAUCCAAGAACUGGUGAAAGGGUGAAAGUAUUGAAUGCUAAUAAACUUUCACCCAAUGAAUUUAUAUUACAUAUUACGGACUUUUUGGAACGCUAUUCGUUGAAUGAUCAAAAGAAACUGACACCUCCUACGCCGAUUAAAGGCCCUGCCAAACCGGUUAUAGCAAUGAGUGAGGAAGAACAAAUAGAGGCAGUUAUUAACAGGUCACUUGAAGAAGAUAGAUCUGCAUCUGAAUCUAAUGAUGAAAUUGAAGAUACAGAAGAGGAGGAAGAUUCAACACCUGAAGAACCUAGUUCGAUAUUUGAUUCCAUUCAGCCUAUUGAAAGAGAAGAAGCUAAAGGUCCUACAACAGCAAUGAUAAAAUUCCGUUUAGCGGAUGGACAAACGGUUAUUCGACGGUUCGAAAAGAUGGACCCUGUCCGAUAUUUAUUCGAGUUCAUUAAGACAGUUCCCAACUUAAAAGAUCAAGAGUUUGAGCUUGUUUGUCAUAGGAACAAUUUGAUUAAUCAAGUCAAUCAGACUGUAGAAGAUGCAGGUUUAUCAAAUUCUCUUGUUAAUGUAGUCUUGGGAUAAUAACUCUUUAAAAGGACGUUAAUUAAAGGAAUUGAUUUACAAUUUAUGGAGAAACGUUUUUUGCUUUUUUACUUUAUUAACGAGAUUAUGAAUACGUGUUUUCGAGUACAAUAUAUACAUAUUAAGUCAAGAUUACCUUGAAACACUUUGGAAAUGUCAAGUUAGGUCAAAAUUUAAAUGUAAAGUUUAUGAAUUUUUAUGAUGAAUAAAAUUUUGUUUCCACCUUAUUGUUUUAUUGAUAAAAUCAAAGUAUAUUUUUUUUUAAAAAAAAAAAAA